This is a messenger RNA of Orbicella faveolata, 504 nucleotides long. RefSeq lists its product as uncharacterized. NCBI's taxonomy places the organism in Eukaryota, Metazoa, Cnidaria, Anthozoa, Scleractinia, Merulinidae. The record is from RefSeq and is a predicted model, not a curated record.
AUGACUCGUCGUACUGGAGCGAUGAAAAUGAAUACAACCUCCCUGAGGGGGAGACUGGGUUUAACAAAAAAGAGACCAAGCUACCGACCUACUGGAACAUAUCCUUCUUCAAGAUGUCUUGGUAUGAAGAUCGGCCAACAGAUCAACUUCAUUGUCAUUAACAAGCAUGCCAACUCUCUGUACUCACUGAUAGCUGACGGGCAAAACCGCGCCACCUCACUGGGUCGUGACACGUGGAAGACGCUGAUUGGUUCAGAGGCCUCAUUGCAACACAAAUGUAACAAGGAAGGCUUCAACGUUGUGAGUCUUUCAACUUCAUUUUCUAAAGCAAGGAUUGGUUUCCUCGGAAACGAACAGGAUCAUUGCGAAACUUGUGAUUCCAGAAUUAAGUUUGGUACAGGAGGAUAUUUUGACAACUCCAACACGUGUGGAAAGGAGGCUUCAUCCAGGUCCGAUAAUGGAAGCAAACACAUCAAAGCCAUGGGAUAUAUCUUGGUGCAGUGA